CUUCAAUCUGCUGUUAGUAACUAACACACACACACAUACACACACACACACACACACACACACACACACACACACACUCACACGGAGACUCAAUUACUGGCCAAUACCCUUCUUUAUCAUCCCUUACCGUCCUCUUUCAUUACGAAUCCGAGCAGCAAAAGAGGCGAGAAGGUCACUCCAAGUGUUACUUGAACUAAAAAAUCGGACUUGGGAAUAAGUAAAGUGUCGAAACUAAAAGGUUUUGCAGCAGUAAUGUCCAGGACUUGAAGACAUCUCUAACAAUAUGGAGUCUGGAGAGCGGCUGUCUUCCCCCGCGCCCACCCUGUCUGCUGCUCGAACCUCCUCCCCCGCCACCUCCUCCUCCUCGUCCUCCUCCCCCCCGGCUCCACACCCUAAGACCAGCCUGGCCUCCAGCGGACCCCCGGCGCUGGGCUCCACCCUCAGCAACUCUGGCCGUCUGUUCGGGGUGGCAGGAGAGCAGCCCUACAUGGGCUCCACCCUGUCCAGUGCCUUCCCCCUGGUCAGCCACCCGGCCUUCGGCGCUCUCUACGGCACGGGGGCGGCACGUCCAGAGUUCGGGGGCCUGGGGUCCCUGGGGAUGUCCGCUGCCCUGGCUACCCACCCCCAGCUGGGAGCUCUCUCUGAGUGGUGGCGUGCCGCGGAGGCCCACAGCCGAGGCGCGGCCGCCUUCCUGCCUCCCUUCCUGGGCUUCCCUCCGUUCUUCUCCCCCCACCUCCAGACCACCAACCACAGUGCUGCUCCUCUCCAGAGCCGGACCCCCAGCAAGAGCAGCCGCACCCCUUCUAAAGGGCUGAAUGGAGCGGUGAAUGGAAGCGGGGUUUUUUCCCACACUCCACAGGGCUUCUCCUCCAGCCCCUCCUCCGUCAGGGCGUCUCCCAAGCCGGUCAAGCACCCAGAGCCCCCCAGCAGCACCCUCCUCAGCCCCCCGCAGGCCAAGCCCUCCGACGGGCCGGAGAAGCAGCCCCCCAAGCCUAAAGACAAGAAGGCCCGUAAGAAGCCCGCGGACGGCUCCGGGGUCCAUAACAGCGAUUCAGGCACGUCUUCGGACAGCUCGAGCGAUGGGUCCCUCAGCAGCGACCUGGAGGACCUCGCAGAAGACGACGACGACGACGAUGACGAUGACGACGACGAUGACGACGAUGACAAGCAGAGUGACGCGUCGGACUCAGAGCGGAAGAUGAAGAAAAAGACAAAGGUUGUCGUACAAAACACUGUAAGCGGGCAGGCGGACGAGCUGGGCCGCAACCUCAGCACCAAGACCCCCCACCUCACCCCGUCCUUACCCCACUCCCCCUCUCCCCCCAUCCUGUCCCAAGCCCCGCCCCCGGCGCUCCACGCCUCCCGGUCCCGCCCCCCCCGCCAGGCCGGCCCCCAGCACCACUUCAGCGUCAUCCAGUCCACGGGUCUGGCGUCGGGCGGGGCGGGCUCUGGCCCCCUGCCGCUGCUCAGCCACUCCCACAGAGACCUCUCCCCCUCCUCCCCCUCCGCCUCCCCCAUCGCCCUGACCACCUCCGCCUCCUCCCCCCGGCCCCCCAGACUACUGCCCUCCUCGCCCCAGCACCUCCCCCUCUCCCUCUGCUCCUCCCCCAAGCCCCUCUCGGGGCCCUCCCCGCCUCCCCUCUCCUCCUCCCCCAGGCCCCUCCCCCUCACCUCCCCCGGCGCCAAGAGGGCGUCGGCCAAGCCUCUGGGAGGCUCCAAGGCGAGCAAACGGAAACUACUGGAAGCCUCGCUCGCCCAGAUCAACGAGUUCCGCCUCAAACAGUCUCUCCUCACCCAGGGACCGGGGGCGUACCCGGCUGAUCUGAAGCGGCAGCAGCCCCGCCCCACCAAGUCCCCCAAGAGGUCCUCCGUCUCCUCCUCCUCCUCCCCGCUCCCCCUCCCCCCCGCCUCUCCCGCCUCCUCCCUCCCCCAGAACAACCACUCCAACCUCUUCCUCUCCAGCGCCCUGCUGGGCCUCCCCGAGCCCCCCCACCCCAACGGGGUCAUCCACACCGCCACUCAGGAAGCCCCCCUCGCCCUCAUCACCAAACCCCGCAAAGACUCGCAGGCCCCGCCCCCGCGCAGCCGGGACCCCACCCCCCAGCCCGGAGCCAUGCCCGUCAACCUGAGCACCGGGGGUCCCAGGACCCAGCCCCCGGCCGCCACCGCCCCCUCGCGGCCCCCCACUACCUCACCCCAUGCCGGGGGCCACGGCCCCCGGAAGAGCAAGGCCCCCAAGAACAAGGCUCCGGCACUGGGGGCCGCGGGGCUGGGGCUGGGGCUGGGUCUGGGGCUGGGGCUGGCCCCGGGUCAGGGGCCCGGGCAGGGGGUGCCGGGGCAGGUGGACCACCUGGCCGCCUGGAAGGGCUUCUCCCAGAACCACCUGGUCCAGUCCCUGGUGGACCUGUUCCGCGGGGGGGAGGGGGGCAUGGGGAUCCCCGGCGUGGGCAUUCCCGGGGUGGGCAUCACGGGGGUGGGCAUUCCCGGGAUGUGCGUCCCCACCGCCGGGCUCCCCGCCCACAAGGAGUCCGACGACUCCGGGGACGACGAAGACGAUGAGGACGAUGACUUGGAGGACGAGGAGGAUGAAGACGACUCGGAUGACAGCCUCUCCGAGUCGGACAGCGGCACGGACAGCGAGCUGAAGCUGCCCGGAGGUCUGUCCUCCUCCUCCUCCUCCUCCAAGAAGGAGAAGAGCUCCCUGCGCCUCCCUAAAGGCGCUCAGCUCCUGGGCUCCUCCACCAAUCACACGGCUUCCAGCUGCUCGCCGCUCGACCUGCAGGUCAUCAAGAGCCCGGGCGGGGUCACCGGCUCCAGUGCCUUGGCCUAUCACAGCUCGGCUUCCUCGUCCUCGUACACGCUGGCCGCGCCCCCAGCUGCUAUGUUUCUCCAUCCAGGGUUAGGGAAAAGAAAGAAGACUGAUGAGAAGGACUUGAUGAUACCCCUGGAACUGGGGUGGCAGAGAGAGACUCGUAUUAAGACGGUGGGAGGCCGUCCCCAGGGAGAUGUGGCCUACUACGCCCCCUGUGGCAAGAAGCUACGCCAGUACCCUGACGUCAUGAAGGGGCUACACUGGAGCUUGUUGAAGGAAGACGAGGUCAUCCCUCGGCUCCUGGCCAUGGAGGGCCGCAGGGGCCGCCCCCCCAACACCGAGCGCCAGCCGGGGGCCGAGGGCUCCAAGGGGUCCCGGCGCAGGAAGGGGAGGCCCCCAAACGUUGGCGAUCCAGGGGCCUCGGAGGGCCCCAGCCCCAGUGAGGUCAAACUGCUGCGCAAACUAGAGGCCCAGGAGAUAGCACGCCAGGCCGCUCAAAUGAAACUAAUGAGGAAACUGGAAAAGCAGGCAAUGGCUCGCGCAGCCAAAGAGGCCCGCAAGCAGCAAGCUAUCAUGGCCGCAGAGGAGCGCAGGAAACAGAAAGAGCAAAUCAAAGUCCUCAAGCAACAGGAGAAGAUUAAGCGCAUUCAGCAGAUUCGCAUGGAAAAGGAGAUGAGGGCGCAGCAGAUUCUUGAGGCGAAACGCAGGAAGAAGGAAGAAGUAGCCAACGCCAAAAUAAUGGAGGCGGAGAAACGGAUCAAGGAGAAGGAGAUGAGGAGACAACAAGCCGAGAUCCUUAAACACCAGGAGUUGGAGAGGCAUAGACUAGAUAUGGAGAGGGAGAGGAGGAGGCAGCACCUGAUGCUGCUGAAGGCUGUGGAGGCCCGCAAGAAGGCAGAGGACCGCGAGCGGCUGCGCCAGGAGAAGCGUGACGAGAAGCGUCUGAACAAGGAGCGCAAGAUGGAGCAGCGGCGCUUGGAGCUGGAGCUGCUCCGGGAGCUCAAGAAGCCCAACGAGGACAUGUGUCUCUCUGACCACAAGCCCCUCCCAGAGUUCUGCCGCAUCCCGGGCCUGAUCCUGCCGGGCCAGGCCGUGGCCCGCUGCCUGAUGCUGAUGCAGUUCCUGCGGGGCUUCGGCAAGGUGCUGGGCCUGGACGUCAGCGCCGACGUGCCCACGCUGGGCAUGCUGCAGGAGGGCCUGCUCAACGUGGGCGACAGCAUGGGCCAGGUGCAGGACCUCCUGGUGCGGCUGCUGUCGCUGGCCGUGUGCGACCCCGGCCUGCCUCCCGGGCACAAGACCAAGACCAUGCUGGGGGACCACCUGACCAACGUGGGCAUCAACAGGGACAACGUGUCCGAGGUGCUCCAGAUGUACAUGGGGGCCCACUGUGCUCACACAGAGCUAGCCCCCCUGGCCCUCAGCCUGAAGACCAAGGCCUUCCAGGCCCACACGCCCUCCCAGAAGGCCUCCAUCCUGGGCUUCCUGGCCAACGAGCUGGCCUGUAGCAAGGUGGUGAUCAGUGAGAUCGACAAGAACCUCGACCAGAUGGCCAACAUGAGGAAGGACAAGAUCAUCAUGGAGGGAAAGCUCAAGAAGUUGAGGGCCGUGCACGCCAAGCGCACGGGGAGGAGAGACGCCAUGGCGGGCCCGGAGGACAACCAGUCGCUGGGAACGCCGUCCUCGGCGCUGAAACGCAAGCGGAAGGCGGGGGGGGACAGCGAGGAGGAGGAGGAGGAGGAGGAGGACAGCGACGAGCCAGCCGAGGACGACGAGGAAGAGGAGGAAGAGGAAAUCAAGAAGGCGAAGAAGAUUGAAAUAGUUUGUGAAGAGGACGAAGGGGACCAAUCCACCAGCAUAGAGGAACUCGAGAAACAGAUCGACAAACAAGCCAAACAACACCACCAGAUCAGGAGGAAGCUGUUCGAGGCGUCCCAUUCGCUGCGCUCCACGAUGUACGGACAGGACCGCUUCCGCCGGCGCUACUGGGUCCUGCCCCACUGCGGGGGGGUCUUCAUCGAGGCCAUGGAGAGCGGAGAAGGCCCAGAGGAGCUGGAGGAGGAGAACCAGAGGAGGCAGAGGGCGGCAGAGGAGACCACCGUCAAGGAGGAGCCCCAGGAGAUGGAGGUGCAAGACGAGGCGGACCUCCUGAAGGAGCAGCCCACCGUCGCCGUCGCCUCCGCCGAGGAGCCUCAGAAGGAGGAGUCGAAGGAACACGAGGAGGACGAGGACGAAGAGGAGGAGGAGGAGGAGGAGGAGGAGGAGGAGCAGAAAGGGUCUCCGGGCCCCUUCGCCGUGCUGGACACUCCCAAGAGGGAGGAGGAGGAGGAGGAUCAGGAGGAGGAGGAGGAGAGAUGUCUGCUCCACAGACACAAUGGCAGCCCUCUGGCCAUAGUGAUGCCAUCCUCGCCCACCCGCGAUAGCCCCCCUCCGCCACCCGCGACCCCAGACGACAGCCCGCUGGGCCUGCCCCUGAUCUCUCAGGCUGGGGGCUCAGGGUUGGGGUCUGGGUUUGGGUCAGGGUUCAUGUCCGGGUCAGGGUUAGGGUUAGGGUUAGGUUUGCCCCCAGGGUUUGGAUCCGGGUUGAUGUUAGGAUCGGGGCUGGCGUCAGGGUUAGGAUCCGGGUUAGUCUCAGGUUUAGGAUCGGGAUUAGUGUUCCCCCCGGACCUCCAGGGCUUGGGGGAGACCCUCCAGGGCAUGGGGGAGAGCCUCCCGGUGUCGGGCUCGCCCGGCCCCCCGCCCAGCCUCGCCCUGCAGGCCAACGACCAGCUCCUCCGGGUGCUGACGGAGCGGAGUGGCCACUGGUUCAGCCUGCUGCCCCGCGCGCCCUGCGACCUGUCCUCCCUCGUCACGCCUCCGCCGGGGGCGUCCCGCGUCUCCCCCGUCUCCACCUCCACGCCCGCCCGCCCGCCGCGCUCCCCCCCUGCCUCCCCCGCGCUGCCCCUCACGCCCUCGGCGGCGUCCGCCUCCGCCAGCCCCCUCCACCACCCCGCCGGCGGGCUGCUCGGCUACCCGCUCUCUGCCCUGCAGAUGAAGUCAGGUGGUUCCCUGCUGGGCCUCCCAUUGGCCGGCUGGCCCAGCAGCCUGCUGAGCCCCGGCCUACCGUUGUGCAGCAGCCCCCUGCAGGGCCAGUCCCUGGAGGGCAACAUGACCGCCAGCGUGUCCAGCAAGAGCGACUCCCCCCUGCACCACGCCGACAAGACCCCCUCGGUGCCUUCCCCCGCCCUGGAGAUGCCCAAGAGCCUGGACCACCCAUGCCCACAACCCAUCCCCGACGACAUGCUGAUGGGCUGGUGGAGGGUGAGGGACGUGGAGCAGUUGCGGGGCCUGGUCACGGCACUCCACAGCCGGGGCAUCAGGGAGAAGGGGCUCCACAGACAGAUGCACAAGUACAUGGAGAUGGUCCCGCAGGUCUGCACCAAGCACAGAGACGUGGCCAUGAUCGAGCUGCGGGAGCUGGAGGAGAGCCAGGUGAGCGUGGAGUCGGUGCGGGGCUGGUGCGUGGAGGAGCAGGCCAUGGAGAUGGACAUCGCCGUGCUGCAGCAGGUGGAGGAGCUGGAGAGGAAGGUGACCUCCGCCAGCCUGCAGGUCAAGGGCUGGACGUACGCGGACCCCCAGUCUGAGCGCGAGGACCUGGUCUACUACGAGCACAAGCCCCUCCCCAAGCCGGGCCUCACGGCCGAGGGGGAGGACAACCAGCAGCAGCGGGCCGAGAGGGGUCACCCGGGGGUCACGCGUCACCCUGACAACCCGCUGGACUUAGCGGUGACGCGCCUGACCGAGCUGGAGCGCAACAUCGAGAGAAGGUACCUGCGGAGCCCGCUAGGGACCACCGUUCAGAUCAGACUGGAUAAUGUGGGUACGGUCACUGUCCCCGCUCCCGCCCCGUCCACUAGUGCUGACCGGGAAGGGGGUGAGGAGGAGGUGGCCCAUGGGAUGAAGGUGUGGAGGAAGGCCCUGCUGGAGGUGAGGAGCGCCGCCCAACUCGCUAUGUGCCUCCAGCAGCUCCAGAAGUCCAUCGCCUGGGAGAGGUCCAUCAUGAAAGUGUACUGUCAGCUGUGCAGGAAGGGGGACAACGAGGACCUUCUGCUUCUGUGUGACGGCUGUGAUAAAGGCUGCCACACCUACUGCCAUAAACCCAAGAUCACCUGCAUCCCCGAGGGAGACUGGUACUGCCCGGCCUGCAUAUCCAAGGCGAGUGGGCCGAUUCCCAAGAACAAGAAGCCCCCCUGCAGACUCCCGCCAGCAUCCAGCCUAGGGGGAGCGGGAGGAGCGGCGGGGGGAGGAGGAGGAGGAGGAGCAGCGGGAGGAGGAGCAGCUGCAGGAGGAGGAGGAGGAGGAGGCAGCGCUAAAAAGGGAGGAGCGGAAGUGAAGAAGAACGGCAAGCAGGCCGGUGCCGGGGAGGCGUCGGAGGAGGACUCAGCCAGCGCCGGCGGCACGCCCAAGAAAGGCGCCAAGGACGCCAGCAAGAAGAGGAAAGCGGAGGAGAGCUCCCCAGCACCACCGCCGCCACCGCCAGCCAAUCAGGAGAGCCCGGUGUGCGUGAAGCGAGCCAAGACGGCCCGGGACAACAACCGGGACCUGGGACUGUGCAGAGUGCUUCUGGCCGAGCUAGAGCGGCACCAGGACGCCUGGCCUUUCCUCACACCUGUCAACCUCAAGUCGGUGCCAGGCUACAGGAAGGUCAUCAAGAAGCCCAUGGACUUCUCCACUAUCAGGGAGAAGCUUGUCAGCAGCCAAUAUCAAAACUUGGAGACGUUCAUCAUCGACGUCAACCUGGUGUUUGAUAACUGUGAAAAGUACAACGAAGACAACUCAGACAUCGGACGCGCCGGCCACAACAUGAGGAAGUUCUUUGAGAAGCGCUGGACUGAGCUUCUGAAACAAACCAACUAGGACUCAGGCUUCCCAGCGUUUCCCCUCCCCCUUCCCUCGGUUCCUUGGCGAGCAAACACAUAUUUUCCUCUCCAGCGAAGGCCGCGAAUGGAGUGAGUAACGUAGAACUCAAACCCUCUGGGCUGCGGAGAGGAGGGAGAGUAGGGAGAGAGAGAGGGAGGGAGAGGAGGCCAUCGUGACAGGAGGUUGCUGUAGGAGGGUGGGAGGCUGGGGUUGAGCUACAACAGGGAACAAACCCCCCCGAGAGUCCCAGGGAACCCGGCAUGUCAUUGUGCAAUACCACUUCCUGUCUCCGGAAUGCUGCACUGAAGCAACCCUCCAGUACACUGACCCUGUCCCCCCCCCCCCCCCCCCCCCCCCCCCCCCCCCCCCCCCCCCCCCCCCCCCCCCCCCCCCCCGCGAUAGACCGAAAAUACGUUCCACUACUUGUAAAUAGCCGUUUGUUUUUUUAUUUAAUCGUAUUAUAGUGAAUGUAUUUAAUUUUGUAAUACUUAUUUAUGAAUCAAGGUCCACUUCAUUUUCUAUGAAAAGGAAGAAUCAGCUAAACGGCUUUGAGUUGAUGGCAAGAAGAGGAAAUGGAAUGUGUGUUUGUGUCUUUAAUUUUCACCCAAAUACGAAACUAAGCCAAGAAAAAGAAAAAAAAGAAAUAAAAACCAACCUGUUUACACUGUCGCGUGCGCCGAAGCACCGGGAAAAAAAAACUACAACUGUAUUUGUUUUGUUCAAACUGUAAAACUGCAUUUAUUCACAGGCAAAUGGUCAUUCAUGUGUAUAUACUGUUUAUUAUUGUCAAUAUUACGUCUUGUUUGGAACAAUGUGUAAAAAAUUGUUUAAGAAUAUUAAGAUAUUGUUUAUGCCUUAGAAUGAUUGUAGCAUUCUAUUUUAGUGAACGUGUUGGAAACCCUUAUGAUGGAUAUUGUUUGUACAGUAAACACAUACCCUCUGCAGACACUGUGCUCUUCUUAAUAUUGGUAGUGCCUACCCUCUCAACAGGGGCAUGUAGGGGAUAAUAUCGUUAUUUUUAUUAUCAUUUUAAUAUUUUAUUUCUAUGACUUCUAUUUUUAUUUCUGUUUUUAUUUUUUUAUGUAUGAUUUCCGAUCCAACAUGGCCGCCUCCAAAGUCAGACGGCGACACAGUCUUCAUUCCUUCCUCCCCGCACCAUUGCAUUAAAAAUAGAGAGAAUAUUCCGGAAAAAACCUGGCGAGCUUCUUGCGUAUAGGCUCCGCCCGCCGCCUACCCGCCCCCCCCCUCCCCACCACUCUAAAGGGGACCCCUGGGGCCCUUCGUAACCACUGUGUUGAAUCUUGCUGUGUGUUGUGGCCUGAUGGAGGCAGCUAGAGUUUUUUUAUGUACCCGAGUCGAGAGUACUUGAAGUAACUUUAUUUAAAGAUAUUGUGGAAUAAAAGUAUCAUUCUUUUGUAGGAGCUUUAUUUUUCACUAGUGUGUGGCACGGACCUAUUAAAGGAUGUUUUUCAACCUAAA
Messenger RNA from Gadus morhua (Atlantic cod), 9187 nucleotides. It is a transcript of the gene baz2ba, whose product is annotated as bromodomain adjacent to zinc finger domain, 2Ba. Gene Ontology annotation, cellular component: chromatin. Lineage: Eukaryota; Metazoa; Chordata; Actinopteri; Gadiformes; Gadidae. The record is from RefSeq and is a predicted model, not a curated record. Gene Ontology annotation, molecular function: protein binding; DNA binding.